UUCCUUGCAGUUGGCUCCCUCUAGGCGAUCUCAGGUAAACAUUGUGGGAGGUGUCUGGGACUGUUAAAAACAAGUUCUGCAAAGGACUAUAUGCACAUGUUUAUGUGAGCAGUGAGAAGAAUAACGGGGGCUGCAGGUCCACAGGACGGGACGGGGCCGAUGUAGAGCAUCAUGUCUUGCUUUGACGGCUGCCACUGCUUCAGCCACAAAAGGGGCAGCAGUAUCCUCUACAGCAUUUUAAAAAACGGCACCCAGCCGGACCGGCAGUCACAACGAGCGGCGGCUCUCGUCCCGCAACAGGCUUGCGCUUGUGCCUCCAAAACGAAAGUGGCGCUUCGAUAUCCGCAAAUAACGUGCAAAGCGGCGUCCGCGGUACUGGUCAAGACGCUGAGGUUUGUCAAGAAUGUGCCUUGCUUUUGUGAGCUGCCAGCCGGCGAUCAGGAGCUGCUCGUCCGGAACAGCUGGGCUCCCCUGCUGGUGCUGGGCAUGGCUCAGGACAGAGUCGACUUCGAGACGACGGAGACGGCCGAGCCCAGCAUGCUGCAAAGGAUUCUGACCAGCGGGCAGGAGAAGCGGGAGCAUCAGCGGAACACGAGCGACAGAGUGUCCCUAGCAGACAUCCAGCGCAUUAAGGCGUUUCUGAAUAAAUGCUGGGGACUGGAUAUCAGUACCAAGGAGUACGCCUAUCUGAAGGGAGCCGUCCUCUUCAACCCAGAUCUAGCGGGCCUCCAGUGUCCGCACUACAUCUGCGGGCUGCAAAGCGAAGCGCACCGAGCGCUGGAUGAGCACGUCGGCAUGAUCCAUCGAGAGGACACGGCCAGGUGCGCGAAGCUCUCCGGCACCCUCUCAGUGCUGAGCUCCGUCCACGCCGACGUGGUCGCCGAGCUGUUUUUCAGACCCAUCAUUGGGACGGUCAGUAUGGAUGAGCUUUUGAUCGACAUGUUUUACGGGAAAUAGACUAAAACGGACGGAGCGAAGUUAUCCAACCGGACAGAAGCGACUUACUGGGAAGAAGUGACUUGUGGUGACAUAGUUACUCGACUUCACAAAUUGUUUACAUUUUAUUUUUGCACAGUAAAAUAUUCCCUGAACUGUACCGGUUGAAAUUCCAUGCGGGUUGCUUUGGAGCAGAUACAUAUGGACUUUCACUAAGGACACCUGCGCAAAAUAAAAACCAGCAUUUAAACACCUGUGACUUUAUUUUACUAGGCUAAUACAAUUUCAAUAAUAAUGUCAGUCAAAUUCAUUUGAACUGCACCCGAAAAUCUGAAGAGUCUAUAUUAAUUUAGUAUGUUAAAGAAAGAACUGCUAAGGAACCAAGACGUUCUGUAAAAUAAAGCAUGAAUAUACGUACCUCCAUCUUCUAAGCGUUUUCCCUGGUCAGAAUGGCAGAGUAAAGCAUGAAUGUGCCACCUAAAUAUUGUAAAAAGUCAUACUGUGAAGACUUACUGUUGAAAAACAGUUUCUCCUGUCAUUAAGAAAUGGAAUAUGGAGUGGACUACACUCAGAAAUAAGCGUAAAAAAUUGUACCUUUGCUUGUAACUGAGACUGUACCUCUAUCACCAAGGUAAAAACAGUAAUGUACCCCUAAUGGUACAAUGUUCCUCAGAGUCCAUUUCUGUACCUUAAAAGGUCCAAUUACCUACAGCUAAGGGCACAAUUGGCAGACCUUUGAGGGUACAGCCCCAGUGACAAGCAAAGGUACACAUUUUUAUCCUUUUUCUGAGAGCAUAUUAUUGUGACAUGUGGACAUCCAUUUUAAAGUUUAAGUACUGCAAGUUUUUUUUUUUUUUAAUUAUCCCAGAUGUUAUGUUGACGUUAAGAUGCGAAUGCAACAAUUAUCGUUUCAUAUUGAAAAUAAAGUACAUUGUUUUGUCUGCCAAUAAUACAUUUAAUGUUACCAUUCUAUAAAUUUGUGUCUAGAAUUUUCAUGACAUAUGACAACUAUUUUCAUAGAAUGAAUGAAACAUCCACUCUGUUUCACCUGUAAACAGCAUUUCAUUGAAUCCAAGAUCUUUGGACCCAGUCUCAUAAUAACGUUACUAUAAUAUAAAUUGUAAACAACAGCGUAGAACCCAUAAAUUAAGGUUUCUAUCUAUCCAUCAAUCCGUCCACCCAUCUAUCCAUCCAUUAAACACGUUAAAAACGUUUAUCCUUGUCAGUGUCCUGGGGCUUAAUCCCAGACUUAAUCAUGAAGAUGCCUAUUUCUGUUUAAAACUUGCUAAACUGGGAACUCAGCUGAAGUUAAUGAAACUGAGUUGAUAUGCCAUACAGUAAUUAUAAUGGCAAUAUAUCAAGUCAAGAGAAGCAAUUACUUGUCAGAAGAAUUCUGUCACUUCUGUGU
Molecule: messenger RNA, 2344 nt
Organism: Paramormyrops kingsleyae
Lineage: Eukaryota; Metazoa; Chordata; Actinopteri; Osteoglossiformes; Mormyridae
Product: nuclear receptor subfamily 0 group B member 1-like
Biological process (GO): negative regulation of transcription by RNA polymerase II
Cellular component (GO): cytoplasm; nucleus
Molecular function (GO): transcription factor binding; transcription corepressor activity
Source: RefSeq, a predicted model, not a curated record